CACUCUUCCGCCAACAAACAGCGGGUCGUUGAAGAAGUAUCUUCUGAGCUACUUUGACAUUUAAUGUGAGCAGUAGCAAACUUCACAUAAAGCGGACAUUUUCUAAGGCUGUGCACAGCUGUAGUUUCAGCUGAUGGAGAACUUCAUCCUGUAUGAGGAGCUGGGGGCAGGCAGCAGCUCUGUCGUCUAUAAAGGAAGAAGGAAGGGAAAUCUCAACUAUGUGGCUGUCAUCUGCUCCGACAAAGCCAAGAGACCUGAGAUCACUAACCACGUCCGUCUCAGCCAGGAUCUCGAUCAUCCAAAUAUAGUGUGCUUCUAUGAGUGGUAUGAGACAAGUAACCACCUGUGGUUGGUAGUGGAGCUCUGUACAGGUGGUUCACUGGAGUCUGUAAUUAGUCAUGAUGGAAGUCUGUCUGAAGAUGUAGUGAGAAGUUUUGGGUGGGACUUAGUCAAAGGCCUGAAGCACAUCCAUGAAUUAGGCAUCAUUGUCUCUGACCUGACCCCUGCUAAGAUUAUGCUAGAUGGCAGUGGCAUUCUGAAGUUUGGUAACUUCUGCCUGUCAAAGGCAGAAGGAGAGACACUGGAGGAUUUCUUUACGUUGCUUUCUACAUCUGAGGAGACGAGGAAUGGAGAUACCAAGGACAAAUAUAAUAUGAGAGAAAGAUUAUACGGUUCUCCAGUGUACACUGCACCAGAGGUUUUGCAAGGAUCAGAAACCAAUAUAAGCUCUGAUCUCUGGGCUCUUGGUUGUAUUCUCUACUACAUAUACACUGGAAAACCUCCCUUUUACUCUGAUAGCUACACUGAACUGACAGAAAUGAUUUUGCAUCAGGAGCCACCACCUCCCAGACAGACAGUUUUGUCUGCAGGUCCUCCCAGUCAGGACUUCCAGUUUCUUCUGAAAGGCUUGCUCAACAAAAAUCCACAUAAGAGGACGGAAUGGCCAGAAUUACUGGAUCACCCUUUCUGGGAACAAGUACGAUGUAAGGAAGAGGAUGGAAAAGAAGGUGAAGAGGAGGACGAAGGAGGAGAUGUUGAAGAAGACAAUACCUCUGAAGGAGUUAGUUCACUUAGCUUGAGACAUACAGGGAUGUGUGACCUCCACCCUCCAAGACAGGCAGACGAACAGCCCAACAACCCCAUGACCAACACACAGCCAGACUAUACAGUGUCUAAGAAAGUGGUUUCAUCGCAUGCAACAACGGACAAAGCAUCUGACACAAGGAGUGACAGCCAACAAUCCAUAAAAAAUAGCUUGGAUGGGGAUGUAGGUAAGGAAAGAAGAGGAGAGGGGGAGAGAAAGACCGAAGAAUAUCCCAAACUAACUGGAGCCCAGCAGUUGUGCCACACAUUGCAGCCCAAUAAGUCAUUCACAAGAGAUAAUGUAUCAGAGCUGAGACCAAAGAGCGGUGUGGAUGACGAGAAUACUGAGGCAAUUUUUCUGUUAAGUUCUUGUGCCAAGUCCAGAAGGAGCUGCAGGACCCCUGACUGUCCAAAUCAGAACCCUCCCCCUCAGGUCAGUACUGGUCCAGACGUCACAGUGUGUGUGAAGGAUCUUCUCUAUACUGAGUCUGAUCUGACUGUCUCUCCGAUCAUUGACAACCCCAAGAUUCUUAAAGGCACUCCUGUGCGAUUUGAUGCUAAAACCCUGAGUGUGCCAGCAUAUUCAGUUGAGAAGCUGCAGUCUCUGAGUGAUGAGGAAUGGUCUGUCUUUCUGUUACAACUGUCUUCAUCCCUUGAAGGGCAGAGCCCCUCCACUUCUGUCUUCUCCUCCAGUGCUCCUCCCUCCACAGCCAUUCGAUCCAGACUCAACCUGCUGUGCUACCUCUGCUGCGUGGUUGGACAUGAAGUUAUCGCUAACAGGCUAAUUAACUCAACACUGCUUCUCGUAUUGACCCAGCAGUUGCGACAGGCUCCUAACUGGGAUGUGCGCAGCAAGGUUCUCAGAGUGAUGGGUCUGCUGGCUCUGCACUGUAGUGACCUUGGAGAUGACAGUCCUGUUUCUGAGGCUGUGUCCACACUGACAGACCUGCUGAGGGAUAAUCUGAGGAACAGUAAAAUAAAGCAGUUCCUGCUGCCACCGCUUGGGGAGUUCCUCUACCUCAUCUCCUCCCAGGAGGAGAAGAGAGGCUCCCCAGAGGGACUGUGGUUCGUUCCCGCUGCCGCCUACACUGGCUUAAUGAGGAGCCUGCGGGAAGGGGAUAAUUCUGUUGUUCAUCAUAUGGCUGCAAAAGCCAUAGAGAACAUCUCCACAACUGUGUCUGGCCCCACUCACCAACUGGUUACCACGGAGAUUGGCUCUGCCCUGUGGUACCUGUUCACCCACUCCACCGUGGAAGCUGUCAGAGUCACGGCCAUCUCCUCUCUUUCAAGGCUAACCCGGGUGGUCCCGGCAGUCUUCUUAGCAGUGAUUGACACCUGUGGCCCUGCGGCCAUCUUGGAGGAUGUAGGUGCAGCCGGGGCCAGGGUGCAGCAGCACCUACUCACUGCUGUAGCUGCUUCCUUACUCACCUCACGCAUCCAAACACACCGGAUCACACAGAGCAAGGAUUUGGUGUUGAAGGUGCUGCGCUGUUUAGAGAGUCCAUCUACAGUAACAAGAGCCAAAGCAUUGCUCCUACUACUGCUACUGAUACAAGACAACACACACACUCUGCUUUACUGCUGCCAACACAGACUUGUGAUGUAUCUGGAGAGAGACCUGCGCAAAGCCACUCCUCUCAGGGAGAACAGCAGCCAGUCAGGACACCUGUCCCAGUGUCUGGAUUUACUGAUUGUGCAUCUGAGUGGCACUGCACCAGUGAUAAUGGAGGACGUCUUAUCUGCUCUGAAAGGUGUGAUUGGAAGGAGACACCCAUCUACAACUCAGAGUAGACAGCUUAAACAAACUUUGCCUACUAUGUCCAUCGUGCUAGAACUUCUGUCAUCUCAGGUCUUUAGAUCUCAAAUCGUAACUGAAGAGUUUCUGGCUCAAAUUGGAUUGCUGCUGAACUAUAUUGCCUCUGUAGAGUCCAGUGAAACUAAUCUGGCCAGUGCUGUAGGUGCAGCAAUAUGUGACGAGUUGAUUAGAACAACGCUGUCCCUGGCAGAGAUCCUGAGUCAGCACCACGUUCUCAUCACUCCUUUUCAUAGUGCUGUUGUGGAUUCCAUCCUGCCACCUCUGACAACACUGGCUUUCAGCAAAAACGUGGAGUGGUCUGUGUUUGUUUUGAGGGUGUUGUCUGAACUUAGUGUAGUCCUGCUGGUCCAGGAUGGAGACGAUGGCCGAGAGGAGAAUAAAGAGAGGACAGAAAAGAGAGGAGGGGCCACACAAGGAAGAGAGGAUGAAAGCUCCUGUUGUCCAGUCGUAUCUCUCAUCUCUCAAUCUCUGCUUUCAAGGUACGAGUCUCUUCUUCGUGCUGCUGAACCUGUUCCCCUCUACGCACUCAAACUGCUGGUGUCGAUGACUGAACACAGCACUCAGAUCUGCAGGUUGAUCAAACAUAGUAAGAUGCUACCAGGAGUCUUCCAGCUCCUUACGGCCAACAGCAGCAACGUUACCAGUGGGAUUGUCCAGAAUGCAGUUGUGUUGCUGUGUAAUCUUAGUGGGGACACGGUCCUGGAUCAGAAACCUCUGUAUGAGCAAGGACUUAUUGAGGUGGUGGUAAAGACGUUCACGGAAGCUGCGCUAGUGCACUUGGACGGAGAGGGGCAUGCUGGGAGGAAGGUCAGCCAUCUUGUGUUACAAGCCCUUUUGGAACUGCUUCACAACAUCCUGAAGCAAACCUCAGUUGUUGUCCGCUCCGCACUGCAGAGCCAGAGGCUAUCUUGUCCAGCAGCAGAGACGGAGGCAGCAGAGGAGCUGCUCCUCGCCAACAGACCCCUGAGUCAGCUCAGCACACACCUCAUCCACACGCUGGCUACUGACAACCAGGAGGUGUGGGAGGAGUCUCUCCAGUGUUUGUCCCUGCUGGUCCAGCUAUACGGCGGAGAGGGUCACGACUGCCUGUCACCUUCCUGUUUGCAAAGCUUCUCACGGACGCUGCACACGCACAUGCACACCGAGAGCCCGCGAGCACAGCGCACCACGCUGAGGAUCAUUAAACGACUGGUCCAGACUACAGACAGAUCUGAUUGGUUAGGAUGUCCUGAAGGCGCGGCGCUAAUGAGUCUGCUACAGGACAUGACUACUUCCAACAGAUGUCACGUCGAUGUGGUCCCAUUGGUUGCUGAACUCCUGCAGGAGAUCUCUGGAUCCUGAACAGCUGUUCAUCUUCAGACCUUCAACCAAAGAUGGUCCAACGUUUGGAACUUUUUACCCACUUGGACUUAAAUGAUCGGUAAUCCGCGUUUUGUAAUGGAAACCUGUUUUAUACAUAAUAUAACAAACAUUUUGUUUUUGUUUUUUGAUUAAAUUAUCUUUAGACAUUA
Molecule: messenger RNA, 4410 nt
Organism: Mugil cephalus (flathead mullet)
Lineage: Eukaryota; Metazoa; Chordata; Actinopteri; Mugiliformes; Mugilidae
Gene: ulk4
Product: unc-51 like kinase 4
Exons: 37
Coding region: 134-4240 (1368 amino acids)
Biological process (GO): protein phosphorylation
Molecular function (GO): protein kinase activity; ATP binding
Source: RefSeq, a predicted model, not a curated record